Molecule: messenger RNA, 1539 nt
Organism: Dictyostelium discoideum AX4
Lineage: Eukaryota; Evosea; Eumycetozoa; Dictyosteliales; Dictyosteliaceae
Gene: prmt2
Product: protein arginine methyltransferase
Exons: 3
Coding region: 1-1539 (512 amino acids)
Cellular component (GO): cytoplasm; nucleus
Molecular function (GO): protein-arginine N-methyltransferase activity; protein-arginine omega-N asymmetric methyltransferase activity
Source: RefSeq, a predicted model, not a curated record
AUGACAGAUGAUUAUUCAAAAUUAAAGAGCGAAAUUAUGGAUCUAGUAUCAGAAGAAUUUUUAAAAACUAAAGAUGAUAUUAUAUCAGUCAUGAUUGAAAACAAUAAAUUAAAGCGAGCAGAAUUAGUUGUUGGUAAUGAUUCAUUACCUCCACCACCUCCAACACCAUCAAUAGUAAAGAUUGAACAUACAACCACAACCUCCAACAUUGAUGAUUUACCACUACCACCACCAAUCCAAGAAGUAGAAGAAGAAGAACCAACUCAACAAAAUAUAGAACAACAACAACAAACACAAGAUGAAUCAGAUGAUUAUUAUAAAACAGUACACCCACUUGGUGUUCAAGAUACUUAUGAGGAUGAAGAAUAUUUUUCAAGUUAUUCAAAAAUUAGUUUACAUCAUGAAAUGGUAUUUGAUAAAAGAAGAACAGCAGCAUAUUAUCAUGCAAUUUCAAAGAGUAAAAAUAUUUUCAAAGAUAAAGUUGUUUUAGAUGUUGGUUGUGGAACUGGUAUUUUAAGUUGUUUCGUUGCCAAAGCAGGUGCAAAAAAAGUAUAUGCAGUUGAUGCAAGUGAUAUGGCACAUAGAGCUGAAUUAAUCGUUCAACAAAAUGGUCUUGCCGAUAUUGUAACAGUGUUUAAAGGUAAAUUAGAACAUAUUGCAUUUCCAGAAUAUGUUGAUGUAAUUGUAAGCGAAUGGCAAGGUGCUUUCUUAAUUUUUGAAUCAAUGAUUGAAUCUGUAAUUUAUGCACGUGAUAAUUUAAUGAGACCUGGUGGUAUCAUUUUACCAUCGAAAGCAUCAAUUUAUUUAUCACCAAUUAAUGUAGAUUCAUUUUAUAAUCAAUAUAUUAAUCAAUGGAGUAAUGUUUUUAAUUUAGAUAUGUCACCUUUAAUACCAUUUGCACAAGAAGAAUUAUUAGAAGAAAAAACAAUUAGAAAUUAUUAUGUUGAUAAUCAAGAUUCAGUUUUAGAUAAACCAAUUAUAUUAAGAACUAUUGAUUUAUCAACUAUUACAAUUGAAGAUUUAUCAAAAACUGUUAAAACUUUUGAAUUUCAAGUACCAAAUGGUAGUAAAUAUCAUGGAUUUGGUUCAUGGUUUUCAGUUUGGUUUGAAAAUUUAGAUGAUGAUGAUGAUGAUAAUGAUAAUAAUAAUAAUAAUAAUGAUAAUAGUAAUGAUGAUGAAAAUAAGCAACAAUUUGCAUAUUAUACAAUCGAUAGAGAUGGUGAAUUAGUUAAAAGUACUUAUCAACAAUAUUCAAUAGAUAGUAAAGGUUUAACACCAUUGUUUUUCAAACAAUCUUCAAAUGUUUUAGAAUUAUCAACUGCACCUGGAACUGGUGAUCAACAUUGGAAACAGGUUUUAUUCUUAAAUUCAAAGGAAAAAAUUUUACAAAGUUCUGAUAAACAACUUGAUACAACCUCAAUUAAAGGUACUAUUCGUAUUUUACAAAAUAAAGAUUAUAGAAGACAUUGGUGGAUUGAAAUGUAUGUUUCUUUAAAAACAAAUCCUUUUGAUUAUAGUUAUCAAAAAUAUUUAAUUUAA